AUGCCGUCCAACGAAGGCCUUGUCUCUUUGGCGCGCGAGUUCCGCGUUCUGAUUGUUGGUGGCUCAUAUGGCGGGUUGAGCGCAGCGAUGACGCUGCUGGAUCUCUGCCGAGGUCGUCUCGCUCGUUUCAACUUCACACCCAAUGCACAACCCCCUCGACAUCGCAUACCCAUUCAGAUCACAUUGGUGGAUGAGAGGGACGGAUACUACCAUCUCAUCGGUUCCCCCAAAGCACUUGCCUCCGAGAAAUAUGCCUCAAAGACCUGGAACAAAUUUGUGGACAUCCCUGCGUUGAAGACUCCCGACGUCAAGUUUAUCCGGGGAAGCGUUCACUCGGUGGAUUGUCAGCACAAGGUGGCUCAGAUUCUUGAUCUGCAAACAAGGCGAUCAAUUGAGGAGAAGUACGACUUCUUGAUCGCUGCGUCAGGUCUACGCAGGGCUUUCCCGACGGUACCACAGUCUCUCGAGCGCGAAGAGUUCCUGCAAGAGACCAGGCAGAAUGUUGCAGCUAUCCAGAACGCAGAGGAAGGGGUGGUAGUCAUCGGAGGUGGUGCCGUUGGUGCCGAAAUGGCCGCAGAAUUGAAGGAUCUAUAUCCCAACCAGAAAAUCACUCUGAUCCAUUCCCGCGAUCGACUCCUUUCUGCCGAGCCCCUGCCUGACACGUUCAAAGAGCGUAUCUGCUCAAUCCUCCGCGAGCAGGAGGUAGAGGUUAUUCUGGGACAAAGAGUCGUCGACACCACUGCCGUUGAAACGGAAGGAGGGCGCCGUAUCUGGGAACUGACCCUUUCCGACGGCACUCAGAUCAAGGCCGGCCAUCUGAUGAACGCUGUCUCCAAAAGCAUGCCCACGUCCACUUAUCUUCCUAGGGAUGCCUUGGACGAGCAUGGGCUUGUGAAGAUUAGACCCUCCCUGCAAUUCCCGCGUAAUGUUCCCAACGCAGAUGAUCACUUCGCUGUCGGUGAUAUCGUUUCUUGGUCGGGAAUCAAACGCUGUGGCGCUGCCAUCCACAAGGGCCACUAUGCGGGGACCAAUCUUCAUCAGCUAAUGUUGGCGCAGGCCUUGAACGCUAAGCCUGAAUUUGUUACUCUGACGCCGCACCCGCCCGUCAUGGCUAUUGCUCUGGGUAAGACUGCGGUGGCGUAUGACUCGGAGGGUGGACUACAGGAUGGUGAAGAGACGUAUGCUACCAUGUUUGGUGAUGAUAUGGGUUUCAGCAUCUGUUGGAAUUACAUGAAGCUGUCGGAGCCAUGCAAGGCUUAGAUUACGCUUGAGCCGUGUUUAUGUCCCUGACAAAGCAGGCAUUUGUCAGGCUUGGGACCAACCAAGGGGGCGACAAUAUAAUGGAUACUCUGGAAGAGUCGGAAUUCUAGCUUCAAGUGCUAUGUAGCACUUUCGAGGACUAAGCCGAUGCAUAGUCGGAUAUAACCCGAGUCCGGCAUGUUAUGAUUGUUUCUAGCUUCAGAAUGAUUGUCC
This is a messenger RNA of Aspergillus saccharolyticus JOP 1030-1, 1473 nucleotides long. Its product is annotated as putative pyridine nucleotide-disulfide oxidoreductase AMID-like. Gene Ontology annotation, molecular function: flavin adenine dinucleotide binding; electron-transferring-flavoprotein dehydrogenase activity. The record is from RefSeq and is a predicted model, not a curated record. NCBI's taxonomy places the organism in Eukaryota, Fungi, Ascomycota, Eurotiomycetes, Eurotiales, Aspergillaceae. The coding region runs from base 1 to 1260 and encodes 419 amino acids. Gene Ontology annotation, cellular component: cytoplasm. The transcript has 5 exons.